CAUUUUGAAAAAGCACAGUGAGCAUCACCUGCAUGGAAGAUGGACACCACCACACAACGACGUCCUCCAAGCAACCAGGGCUUGCACCAGGAAGAUUGAUUGAAUUCUGACUGAGUGGAGCUUUUGGAACAAGCAAGCGACACCAUGUGGAAGAGUUUAUUGGGAAACAUCUCUCCAUCUGUGAAUUUGUCCACUAUAACAGCAGCGCUGAACGAGCCAGAUGAUCCAAUACUGGUACCGACAGAAGAAGAGGAAUUCCCCCACUCAACAUCUGCACCAUCAACAAAUGCACCAGCACCCGUACAUUCCACCAUCGACCAUUCCGAUGGAUUCUUUACUCCACCCAAGCUUCCACCGUCACCUCGUGUGGUUCAGCGAAGCAACGAUUCUGCCAGUGAUCGAGAAAUCAUUGCCGCUCGAAUUGGACUCGGGUCUCUCAGAACAAAAACACCCAGUCGACAAAAUUCCAGCCGCAAUGAACCCCUCAUGGAAACACAAACACGUGACUGCAUCUCCCUGGUGGAGACUGCCAAGAGUGGAGGAAUUGCCACUCUGCUGAUAUUUGAACACUCGCCAGCAGGAAAGAGACACACUCUGGAGGCUGUGCUGCCCGUAGUCACCGAACGCAUAUUUUCGUCAUUGCCGGUCAAUCAUAGUGUGAAAGUCACCAUCGUGGAGCUCUGUGGGAAUCUGUGCGUGGAUCUGCUCGAUGAAGAAUCGCCGUCUCCAGUCAGAGUCCUUGACACGGACGAUGGUUCGGUCAAAUAUGUGGGAGCUCUGUCCAAGGUUGUUGCUACACCGGAAGCGCUUUUUGAUGACAUUGUCACCGCCAUGGGACGUACAAACGGUAACUUUGGAGGAAAGGGCAACAGCAACAACAAAGAUGGUGGUUGGUUCUCUCGUCAUUUAAUCUGCCGCAUCGUUAUUCUGCCACCUCCCGAGGCUCCUUCAUCGAUUCGGAAAGGCACCUUAACUUUGCUAGAUUGCACCGGUCCCUCCAGCAAAGUGGAUGCCAGUAUGCGGGUGCUCAAAGAGUGUCUUCGCGCCUCCAAAUACGCCGGAAGCACAAUUGGUGGCAACAUCAGCAGCAACAACGACAACAAUGGUCCACCCUACUCCCAUAGUACCGUAACUCGCUGUUUGAGGGAAGGCCUGCGGGAAGAUGCCACUUUUCAUGUCAUUGAGGCCGACAAUCCAGAUCAAACCGCGCCAACCUUGAAAAACACGAAUUCCUAUGAAAGCAUUUUUUCAGAUGAUUCAUCAUCACCAACGAGCGGCAAUACAACACCAAAGGUACUGCCAGUACCUCCCAGAAGGUGGGACAACACAAGCCUCUGCGACUGGCUCGUUAGCAGACAUCUCAUAGACGACCGGGCAUCGGUUCCACGGAACUUGACAGGGACUGUUGCUAUGAAAAUGACCAAGGUAGAGUUGCAGAUGGCUCUGUAUGGCAACACAGAUUACAAAAAGGCAGACCGUCUCUAUCGAUGUCUUCGGUCAGAGACGGACAGAGUUGCACGUCUAGAGGUGAAGAAAAGGAUGCGUUGCAAUAGGGUGCAGAAUGAAUGAAUGAAUGAUGACCCUCUAAGUCAAGCCAUAAAGUACGUCUAUAGACACUAGUUUUGUUCUUC
Messenger RNA from Seminavis robusta, 1631 nucleotides. The record is from the annotation of a GenBank genome assembly. Lineage: Eukaryota; Bacillariophyta; Bacillariophyceae; Naviculales; Naviculaceae.